CGGGUAACAGUGUGGAGAGAAGGACGAGCUGAGGAAUGUGACCCUCCCCUGUUCGUACCAUCGCGCCGCUGGAGAGAAGGGCGGGGGCAAAGAGGGGGACCCACGCGGACUCAGACUGCACAGGAAGUAUUGCAGAGACAGAAGGGGUGGCUCCAGACCACCCCCCCCGCUCCAGGUACCCACACACUCAUGUAGUCCACCCAUUGGUUCAGGCUGUGACCCUGGAAUUCCACUGUAAUACCCUUGUCAUUAGAGAGAAACAAAAACACAGUUCUCCAUAAAUAAGUGCCAUUUCAGCAAGUGACACCUCUUCAUUCUACAGGAGAAAAAAACUACAGGUGAGCCUAACAUAUUAAUUAAAUGAGAACAAAAUGUUAGGAAGGACAAGACUGUGCUUGAGUUUUCCCAGUAAUUAGUGCCCGAAUUCCGGAACGGGUUUCUGAAUCUUUGUUUCAUCCUACAGGUCCUAUGAAGGACUGUGCCUUCAUUGUAACCUCCAUCAGAAAUGCCUCCUUUCUCAGUGAAAAUCCAGCCAUUGGAUUAAGGGCAAAAGUAAUGUGCAGAGUAGAACUUCUAUAAUGCUCUGUAUUGUAGAAUUCUACCUACAGGCUAUAAUACUCUAUAUUAUAGGAACUCUAAAUACAGACUGCUUCAACACACUUGAAAUCAGCACAUGUUUAAAACUGAUGCAAAGAGAUGCAUGUUUGGUCAUUUUGUUUGUUUAAUCUCUUUGAACAGCCAGAUCAAGUAGCUAAGAAGCCUCGUUCCAGCUUUUCUGUAAAAACUGAGUCAUGAUGAGUGCUUUCUCUAACAAUUGUAGUGUUGGGACACACGCUUCACUUUUUGCCAUAGACCAAGUAUUGUUCUCUCUCCUUAUUAUUAUGUUGCAGGAAAGAUUGUUUCAUGUGUAAUGAAAAGCUAGUGUCCAGAAGAUCACUGCGGCCAGAUCCCAAUUUUGAUGCCCUCAUCAGUAACACUUGUCCAACUUCAGAUGUAUCUGAAGCUCAUUAGGAGGGAAUGCUAGCAAGAAUGAGCUAACACAAUACCAGCAAGCUUUCAGUCACAGCGUUAAGGAAGAAUAAAGAGGAGGCUGGGGGCAGGUGUCAGGGAAUCGUCCCCCACUGUGAUGGUGCCCACAGCAAGGGACAGAGCUCUGCGCCUGCCCUGGGAGGACUCUCACCCUCCUGAGCUGCCCAACAGGAUGUGCUCACUGAGAGAGGUGGCUACACUGCAGCUUCGCUGCCACGGUUGCACCCAAAUAGACCCUGCUCUCCCCAGAUGAGGUGCCCCAAGCAGCCCUGGUGCAGCACAUCACAAGACAAGGGGACCCUCCACCCAGCAUCACGAGUCCAUGAAGUUGCAGUGCCCCACCUUGCUGUGCUGUGCCGUGAGGUCAUAAGGCCCAUCUGUGACAUCUGCCCCAUGCUAGAGGAUCACUCUGUGCCUGCCCUGACAGCAGCACUUGCUGUGGCUGCAGCAGCUGUGGUGGCAGCAUGGCACGAGUGUGGGGGUCCGUGGCCCCUGUCGGUCUCGUCGUCAUCCUCCUACUUACCGGCAUGUGUUCCCAGGAGAGCUAUGCUGCUCCGUGGCGAGCACCGGGAGCAGAUGAUGCCUUUGGUGUUCCCUCUCCAGAUGCUCAUCUGGAUCCAGAUUUUGCGCCUCAGGGGAAACCCAGAGGCCCUCUUGGUCAAUCUGCAGAGUGGAAUCCUGACCCUGAGCCUGGUAUGGAUGCUGGAGAAGUGCCCCCAGGGAAGGCCUUGCCAAGUCCUCGGCUCUUUCCUGUGCUGGAGCCCCGCUGGAAUCCCAGGGGUCUGGAAAAAGGAAAGGAUGCAUCUAGAAGAGGAAAAUACUCACAGAGGUCAUCUCGUGUGCUAAAGGAACUGCUGAAGGAAAUGGAGAAGGCAGCGCGUGGGACUGACCAACAAACUGCACAGGACGUGCUGCAGGAAGGCAGCCAUCCCACGCUGCCAGUCUGGGACAGAGAAACACAGACAGCGCCAACAACUGGCAUGCCAGGGAUGAAUGCUGGGAAAAACACAAGGGCUGCGGUUCAGGAGUUUGUACAAGUGCUCUUCUUCCCAGUGAUUGCACUGCUUUUAACAGUGCUGCUGUCUGCGCUGGUGAUGACUUGUACUGCUGUGUCAUGGAUGUGGCAAAAAUAUCCAGUGUGCAAGAGAGCAGAGACAACUCCAGGACAAGCUCAUCCUGACAGUGUGCGGGAGAGAGGCCAGUCUGGAGGUGAAGGCAGAGCGGAGCUGGGAGAGGCAACAAAAGAUGAUGUAGUUGCCCAAGAAAACAAGAACUUGUACAGCGGAUCCAGCCCGUUCCCCUCCUCCUUUGAAGCAGAGUUUGAAUACCUGUGCAGCAAAAUCCGCACAGACCCUUCACUUUGGCCCACGUGUCCCAGCAGCUCUCCCAUGGACAGUGUCUCUUCCCCAGAUACCCGUGGUUCUUGGGGUUCCCCAUAGCCAUCUAGUGCCCCGGUUACCUGUGUCAGCAUGGCUGGGGUUCCCUGGAAGACCCCGCUUUCUGAGUAAUAAAGACACCCUGUGCAAAA
Molecule: messenger RNA, 2557 nt
Organism: Gallus gallus (chicken)
Lineage: Eukaryota; Metazoa; Chordata; Aves; Galliformes; Phasianidae
Exons: 9
Coding region: 1494-2468 (324 amino acids)
Source: RefSeq, a predicted model, not a curated record